CGAAACGCGUGGGGCGUUUAAUUCAAUGCGAAGAAAUGAAUAAAAUAAAAAUAAAAUAAAAUUGGAGUAAGACAUGGAAUGAAAUAAGCUUGCGUUUGCGAUUUAAUUUUUUUACGUCACCGCUCGCAACGAGAGGGCUUGCAUACCGCAAAUAAUGCGUGCAUGUGACGAAACACGCGGCCAACUUUUAUUCAAUAAUUUGCCAAUUUGCCAAUUUGCUAAACCGACAAAAUAAUCCGACGUGUGAUAUACGACGCGACGUUUUCGGUUAUGAGAUAUUACACACCAGUUCAAAAUUAUCCGUCGGACGUUAAAGCACGCGGUGUGAAAGGACUCCGGCUGAUUAGUGAAUUUUUUUAAAACUUUUUUUUACAUCACUUCUUCCCUAGCUGAUGUGUGUGUGUAUAAAUGCUACGUGUUAUGAGAACGUGAAAAUAUCGAAGAACACAAAUCGACAAUGAUUGGCAAGGAGUUAGCUCUGAUAAUCCUGCAGCUGGUCACGCUCCUAGCAAAAUGUGGAUCCUGUCAGGACCUCCUGAUGAACGUAAACACGAAAAAGGUCUUAGCAUUUACGAGCGAUAAAUUUCUCAGCUUAACUUUUGACCCGGCAGUUUUGCUGACAGGCGAUGUUCUCGCAUCGAGCACCGAGCGAAUUACGAACAUGGCGAAGGGCUUGGCACCUGGAUACGUGAGGCUUGCAGGACCCAGAAGCAACCUCUACAAUUUCGAAAGAUCCCUCUUUCCUCGUACCGGCUUCGAGGAUUCGGAUCUAACGUUUUCGGAAGCGCACUGGGUUCUGGUUCAACAAUGGGCUCAGAGAGCGGGGCUCGACGUCGUCUCCUGUCUGACGCCUCAGAGGAUCGAGAACGAGGAUCAAGUGGCUGCCUGGGAUCCGAGAAACAGCCUGGAUCUGAUCUCGUUCAGCGAUCACAUGGGAUACAACAUGAGCUGGCAGCUGGGAUACGAGUGCCAGACAAGAUGUGACAUCACUGGUUCUGAUCUCGGGAAGGACGUGGCUCGCCUGAGAAACAUGCUAGGCGCUUUUCCGAGGUACGCUAACAGCAUCAUAGCUGGACCAGACGUUGUGAGCUUGCGUGGUAAACAGCAGCACCAAUUCAUUCAAGACUACUUGAACUCGGCCGGAAGCGCACUUUCGGUGAUCACCUGGCAUCCAGACUUCGCUGGUGUAGCCGUCGACUCUAAUGGUGUCGCACUUCAGACCGACACUCUGGCGACGGACAAGGAUUUGCUGUACAAAGCGAUGGGACGAACGAUCGCCAAGAAGCCACUAUGGAUCGCUGAGUCGAAACCCGAAGAGUGCAAACAGCAGUUUCUGGGCGCUCUGGUUUGGGCUCGACGACUUGGAAGCGCCGCGAAGCUUGGCGUCCAGGUUAUCAUGAGACAGCCGGAUGCCUCUCACAUCCUGCAGCCGACUCCGGACUACUGGGUCUCGGUGCUACACAAGAUGCUCGUCGGCCGAGAAGUGCUGGACGCUAAAUUGACCUUGGGGAACAAAACGCACCUCCACUUCUUCUGCCAGUGCACGAAACCCUCAGCCAAGUACGACAAGGGAGCUGUAACCAUUUUCGGACUUAACCUGACUCCGGGAAAAGUCGUGGUAUCGCUAAAGGGCCUGAAGGUCAAGACUCUUCACAAGUACAUUCUAAUGCCUGGAUAUGAUACUGAGAACAGGAUGUUCGCCGAAACCGUUCUACUCAAUAACCAGCCGCUAAAUCUCGUCAAUGGAAAAGAUCUCCCUGAAAUCAACCCGACUGUAACGAAUCUCGGAAAGAACGUGGCCAUCAAGCUUCCAUCAGGAGGAAUUGGAUUCUGGGUGAUACCCGGAGCCAGGGUGAAAACGUGUCUUGGUCAUGAAGAUGAAUUGGGGGACAAGAACCAGUUGUUGAAGAAAUUGACAAAGAAGUUGGAAGAGCCAGAUGCUCUGGACGAAAACACAGGUCACGAAGUGGAGGAGGAUCAGGACUUUGAGGCGGAUUCGACCGAGGAUAUAAAGAGCAUCCUUAAGUCGAAAAAGAUGAAAAAGCGAAAGCACAGACACAGCGAUGAAACUGAAGACGAAGAAAGGAGGUUCAAGAGACUGGAUCCGAAAAAAGAACUUGAAAAGCUGGAGAAGCUUCUGAGGAGGAACACGAACAGUGAGGACAAAAAGUCGUCCCACUUGAGGGGCAGAGUGGGUUUGAGCAUGUUUGACAACGGAGGGAAUGACGGGACGGAAGAAGACGGAAGGGAAAAUACAUCCGAGGAUCGAAAUGGCGGGCUGAUGCGGCUGAAAAACGAGAAAAAUGACUCAGCCGAAGAAAUCCGGGCUAAGCUCGAAGAGUACAAGAAGAAGCUGAAGCAGUAUGAGAUGAGGGAAAAAAAUCUCGGUGAAAAACGCGUUGAACAAACGAACAGAGCCUCGUACUCUCACGAUGAACUCCCAAUUACCGACAUCGACACUCAGAAGGCGUUGGAAGCUCUCGCCUUGAUAUCAAGAGUGGAGACUGCGAUGCGAGAGCAGGAAACACCCUGCAAAGUCAAAGUGCCGGGUCAACUUCAGAUGGUGGCCUCUGACAUCGGCGAGCAGGUGAUGGUAGAUGAGCUGCAGAAGACCGAGAAGACGAAGAGAACGGCGGACCCCGAGGCGUUUGGAAAGCUGUAUCAGUUCCUGGUGAACACUGGCCAGCCGGAUAAAAUCCACAAGCGGGAAGUAGAAGGUAAUUCGCGGAGAAAACGAGACCUGGAGAAGUUACUUGGCGACGACCCACUCGGUCUGAGGAAGGAGGGGCUAUUCAAGAAGCGGCUGAAGAGCGAUGACGCCAAGGAGAAGCGACUCGAGCGGAGGAUAAGGAAGAAGGAAAAGGACGUUGAUAUGGGCCUGAAAAAGGAUCUUACCAUUCCGAGACACGCUGAUAGUAACGAGAAUAACUUCUUCGGGUUUCCGGAGCUGAAACCUAUCGAGAACUUCCCCGAAGGUGAUCUGUUCGUCGAAGAAGGAAAAUCGGAGGAGGAGAAAAGCCACGAUUAUGAUUACGUUAAGGACGACGACGACGAAGAGCAGAAUGCGAAUAAACGGAAUCACGCCAAGCGACGCAAGGUCAAGAAGCACCAGAGGAAACCCGCGGUCGACGAGACGUGGAUCGAGGAGCCAAACUCAAAACUCUACUAUGCGCCAAAUGAGUAUUUCGAGAAUUUUAACCAACCUCCGGUCACGAUAAAAACUCAGUGGAAGGACUACGGAGAGCUGUGGGAACCAGAGUCGCUUCAACAGAGAGAAGAGCAGCCAAAGUUUCAGGAGAACGACGCCACCGGCGAAGCCGUGAUCAGGAGAGCUCACAUCGACGAGAAAACGGACAAAAAGGCAAAGGAAAAAGCGGUCAAGAAGCUGAUCAAUUACUACGACAACGCUGGGGUGGAGAAACCGAGAGCCAAGAGCGGGAGAACAGGGUUGAAAUCCCAGGCCCAACAAAAGAUUGGAAAACCGGCAAUGAAACCGAAACCUGAAUCUCCGGUUGAAGAAAGUACCGUAAAGCUUUUGGAGCUGGAGGACGAGUACGACGAUAGCACAGAUCCGGGGUCGAUGCAGUUCGUUAGUUCGAAAGCUGAGGACUACUCGCAGGAAGAUUACGAAGAUGACGUUGAAGAUGCUGGAAGUAAAAAAAGGACGAAGAGGAAACUCGCCAAUUUGGACGACGAGGCUUUCGGGCAAGAAAUGAUUAGCGAGGACGCUGCCAAUUCGAGAGACUGCAAGUGCAGGGUCAUCAGAGGCAACCGUUAUCCGGUAUGCAAAAACUGCAGGCUAGCUGUCCGCAGAGGACGCGAAGCUGCUGAGAUCGUCUCGGAGGAAAAAGAUGAUUCUGCAUCGACGCCCGCCUCUGACCUGUCCGAGGAGCUGAACGAAUCGGUUUCCGAUGAACUCCCACAGAGUUUGAACAGCUCGAAUGAAGCGUUGGAGAAUGUCAGCGAGCGGGUGUCUGAAACGAGCGAAGUUUCACUCACCGAGUCAGAUGCAGCGGAUUCCAAUGAAGAGACCCUGAAGAAUGCCGAAACAGAGGAUCUUAAUGCGGAACCAGAUAUUUCUACAAACCCAUCGCCAAGUUCUACGCCAGCUUCUGUCACAGUUGUGGAAAAUGAAGAAAUUGAACCACCUCAAUCAACGCCUUCGCCGAUGCUCGAAAUGCCUCGAACCAACGAUUCAGAUUGUCAGCUUUCAACCACUGAAAAACCUAGUGAGCCUGAAAUUGUUACGGAAAAUGGCAACGAAGUCGGUUCUCCUGCAGAUACGGGGAAGGACACAGCGGUUCUAAUUCUCAGCGACAAAACUACGAACCUGUCUGAGCUAGAGGCUGAAAACGAAAAGAACCCAGUCGAGGCUGAUGUUCAGGCCAAACGUCAAGUUGGCGAAGUGACUGAGACGAAAACUGAGAGCCAAUCAGCAACUAAAAUAUCCCUGGGAACUGGAACAAACUUGGGAUCAGGUAUAAAGUCGAGCAAGCUUGAACCUAACCUGAAGGAAAGGGUGGAGCUGAAAAUGAAGUCGGAUUCAAAGCCGGGGUUGAAGACUGAUUUCACCAAGAAUAAAAUGGUGCUUAAUACCGAGGCCUUGGCGGCGCUGCUAAAGGAAAGCGAGAGCAAGAAAUCGGAGGUGAUGAAGGCGCUCGAGGCAUCGGCAAAGUUGAAAUCUGUCGACCCGAAGAAGUACGUUGAUUACCAGAAGAAGCGAGCCGAGAAGUUGGAAAGUCUGAAAGACAAACUGAAAGACAGGAAGGUAAAAAUACUUCAGCAGUAUCGUCAGGAGCUGGUAGAAGCCUUGAGCAAAUGCGACGACGAAGUAGAGCGGAAUCUGAAGCGACGGCAAAUCUGGGAGGACUUUGCUCAGAAGGACGAGUUCCAGGACUUCGUGGACAAGGACAAACUCGACUACCUUAUGACGAACAGGCCAGUCAACUACGAACAAUCUGGAGAGCAGAACGAGUCAGUCGAGGAAGAGGACAGAAGGUAUUAUCCCGAAGUCGACCUCGUUCAGCCUCUGCGAAAUCCUCGGCAGCAGAAAAUCCCAAGGAAUUCAUACUACAGUCCAAGCAUGUCGGACUCUCUGGACACUGUGCCGAUCAUGGCUAACGCUCAACCGCUGCAAAGUAGUCGCUACGACAACGGUGACUCCUAUUACGCCAUUGUGGAGAGUCUUGAAAAUCCAAAGAUCCUUCACAGACAAAAUUUCGGUUACGAAGAUUCCGGAUACGGUUUUGAAGACUACCGUCAAGGUAACAGACAGUUCUACAUGCCUUCUCGCAUACAGCAGCAGCCGGGGCUUCGAGAGUAUCCCAGAGAUGAUCAGGAUCAAUAUACUAUUCCGCAACAGCCUUUUCAGCAAUUCAACGACGGCGUUCAGUCGGAUUAUCAAACUUACGAUGAUUAUAUAAGCUCUGAAAACGCGGGGUCGUUUUACUCCGAUGGAUCACCGAGUGAAGAGACUUACAAUCGAGACGUUCGGCGCGCUGUUCCGACUCCAGUAGAACUUGCAGAAUAUCAAAGCAGACAAUCUUUUGGACCGCAAAAAAGGGAGCAGGACCUGAUGUACAAGAAGAAAGUUAGUGUUGUACUGGUACCAGAAUCGAGGCAAAAGUCAGCUACGCAAGUUAUAGGUGAGCCGAUUGAGUUCUAUACGAGCGUCGGAGACGUGAAAGAAUCACCUAAGAAAUCGAAUGACAUAAACGCUCCAAACCAGGACGAUCAAGGUGAUGAAACUUACGAGAGCGAAGAUGGACUCAGAGUUCCACAGGCUAGACCAGAAUCGCCAUGCGUAAAUGGAAACUGCGGAUCUAGAGCGCGUGGAGAUAUUGCUAUGGAACUUGGAGAACCGCAAGAUUCGCACGAAGAAGUUCAGCUCGAAAAUAAUUCGGACAACGAACACAGAAGAAACGGUCGCAACCUGAUUUCGCAGAAGAAGCUAACAGUCGAUGAACCAGCCUUCAAAAUGACGCCCGUUGAAUCGAAACGUGAUUUAGCAGCAGUCAGGAAGGAGAGAGGGACCGACGAAAAUAAAUCGCAGUACAUAUGCCUGAGAGAGGAUUCGGGGGAAGAUGACUCCGCUGGCGAGGAAGAGAGGACCUUGUUCAAACUCGUGAAGAACGGCGAUUACUACGAAGCGGUGCCAGUUGCAGUUGUGCCGGAGGAUCUCAGUGCGUCCAGACAGAGGAAGAUGUACCGAAGAAUUGCAAGACAGAACGAGAAGGUGAGGAACAAGCGGCGCAAGUUCAGCGACGACGACUUCACCGAUGAUGACAUGAACUACCACGUCCAUAGGGAGGCCUAUUCGAGCAGAAGACCUGAAGAAUUACUACCAGGAAGUUCUUCAAGGUCACAGGUAAUGCUCGAAGACUCUAACUAUCGGUCGAUCGGAGAUGAAAUGAACCGGGUGGAAGUGGGGCAGAGACUGAGUCCAGAUGAAUACGAGCUGCUGAUGAUGAUUCCGGUUAAGAAGACCGGCAGAAUGCUGAAACGCUCGAGGAGAGAGAUCGGCGACAAUGUUAUCGACAGGUCUGGAAACUACCAGGACAUGAGUUACUUGUGGGACGACAUUGUCGACGGUGAACAGAACGAGGCAAAGCUCCAGGAGUACAUCGCGGAGAAGGAGAAUAUCGUUCGGGAGUUCCAAAAUGCUCAGGCGAACCUGAACAAGUACUUGAAGAAGCUUGAGGCCAUGCGGGAUCCGGUGCAGCUGCAGAAGUUUGAGCGAAUCAUUACGAACCUCGGGUCUCACGAUCACGAGGAAAUGUCGCUGAUCACCCAGGACGAACAGCAACGAAUUCAACUCGCGGAAUAUCUGAAGCAAGAGAUCUUGAACAAGGUUCGUGGCUUCGAUGCAUAUCGCGGAGAAUCGACGACGCCGGGCUGUGAAACUUCGACUCCGAUAUCGCUGUUCGAUGCGGCAAUGCCGAAGAUCGAAAGCACGAUCAACGACAAGCUGGUAAAGGUCGGGAACUUGACCGAAUCACUGGAGGACUUCAUCAACGAGUUUGACAAAAAGUCCGAGGAUAAUUCGACGGCUAGUAGCAACGAGACUUCAAGUGCCAAGAACGAAAAGAUCAGCUAUAACAUCUUCAACACCGCUCUGAGUAACGUUAAGAAAUUCUUUGAGUUUCUAACUGGCGUUAAUCUUAUUUUCCGCAGACACUGAUCAAUCUUUGUCAAUUGUAAUUUAUUCCAUGAAUUUUCUUCUUUUUAUAAAUCGGCUUUUUGAUGGCCUGAUUCUAUGAUUCUAGUUUUUACUUAUUAUUUGUGUACGUCACUGUCAUUUUUACAGACCGAUGAGGUCAUAAUUAUUUAUUAAUCAUUAUGUUCCGUAUAUUCUGCUUGUUAUACCGUGUAUGCAUAUAUGUAUACAUGCUUAAAUAACAUGUUUGUUAAAUAAUGUCGUUACCACAUCCUGAUGCAAUAAAGAAAUUUGCUGCAAUCACGUACCCUUGAGCGAAAUAAAUAUAAUACAUGUGUCC
Molecule: messenger RNA, 7496 nt
Organism: Neodiprion fabricii
Lineage: Eukaryota; Metazoa; Arthropoda; Insecta; Hymenoptera; Diprionidae
Exons: 10
Coding region: 458-7180 (2240 amino acids)
Cellular component (GO): extracellular matrix; membrane
Molecular function (GO): hydrolase activity, acting on glycosyl bonds
Source: RefSeq, a predicted model, not a curated record